Molecule: messenger RNA, 2559 nt
Organism: Oncorhynchus gorbuscha (pink salmon)
Lineage: Eukaryota; Metazoa; Chordata; Actinopteri; Salmoniformes; Salmonidae
Product: ubiquitin carboxyl-terminal hydrolase 47-like
Exons: 12
Coding region: 155-2152 (665 amino acids)
Biological process (GO): protein deubiquitination
Cellular component (GO): nucleus; cytosol
Molecular function (GO): cysteine-type deubiquitinase activity; cysteine-type endopeptidase activity
Source: RefSeq, a predicted model, not a curated record
AUGAUUUAUGACUAGGAGAGAUGACAGUUGCACUAUAAUAGCUUUCGUUUUCUUCGAAGCUGACAACAAAUAACCAUAGACCAAAGCGCACCAACAAUAUAUAUUCUAAGCCGCUGUUUCUUUUCAAAGAUACUGCUCAUACGUGGAUGAGAGUAUGGAUUAUUUAGACAUGAUGGACCCCUUUCGGAUCUACCAACACUAUUAUCCAAAAGAGAACGUGAACACAGACAAUAAAACCAUACCCUAUUAUGGUUUGCACAAUCAAGGGGCAACCUGUUAUUUGAACAGUGUGCUGCAGGUCCUCUUCAUGACUAAGGGCUUCAGAGAGGCUGUGGAAAGGUUUGGCCAAGAGCAGGAUAAUGUUGAACAGAACACUUUUGAUCUUCAGCUGAAAUGUUUAUUUGAGACUUUAAAGAAAACACAAGCUCACACUAAAGAUGUCACAUCAAAACUGGGCAUUGAAAACGUGUUCGAGCAAGGGGAUGCUGCUGAAUAUUUUGAGAGGAUUUUAAGCAAGGUCAAUCCGGAUGUGUCUAAGAUAUUUCAAGGACAUUUGAAGCACACUGCCACCUGUUCUAUAUCUGACCGUCAUGUGAACAGUGAGGAAGUUGGUCCAUUUUGGACUGUGCCUCUCUCUAUGGAAGAGAACCACUACAGUGUGAGAGAUGGUUUUGAGGAAUUUUUCAAGUCUUCAACUGUCAGUGGUGACAAUCAGAUGUACUGUGACCACUGCGAUGGGAAAACAGAUGCAAUCCUUGCAUGUAAGAUGGUACAUCCCCCAGAGAUUCUAACUCUGCUCCUCAAGAGGUUUGAGUUUGACUACAACAGGAUGUCUUAUGUCAAAAUUGAGAGCUGUGUGGAGGUGCCUCGAAUGUUACAGACAAAGGACUGUGAUUAUGAACUCUAUGCAGUUGUGGACCAUGUGGGAAUUCUAAGAGGUGGACAUUACACUGCUAGAAUCAAGUCCUAUGAUGAUCACAACUGGUAUGUGUUCGAUGACAGCUACGUCACACAGCUCAAUUCAAAACCAUUUGAACAAGAUGAGAGUUUUAGGUCCCAGAGUGCGUACCUGCUUAUGUACAGGAAAUUGGAUUAUCCAGAUCGUCAGAUGAACCAUGAAACCGAUCACAAAUGUUCACUCAGUGACUCUCAACAAUCCACUCCUUCCUGUUCCUUUGAGAUGGGAGCCAGUGGAACAAGAGAAGAAGAAGAAGAAGAAGAAGAAGAAGAAGAAGAAGAAGAAGAAGAAGACAGAAAAGUUCAAUCAAAUCACUCUAUCAAUCCAGUUGACUUGGUAGGGAGAACAGAAGCUGUCCCAGAGGAAAGACAGAAUGAUGAUGGAACGGUUGGUGAUAUGAUAAGACAGAUGAACGAUAUCAAAGAUAUGAGUGGAGAGGAUAACGUUGCUGCUACUGAUGAUAAAGACAAUUCAUUUAAUGGAGAGAAAGAACAGAAAGUAGGGGAUGAUGUUGUUGGACAAAAAGAACAGGAAGGUGAAGUGGCCAAUGUUGAGAUGCAAAUGAAUGACGAAGGGAGCAGGGAAGAGGGAAUGACAAGAAAGUAUCAUGGUGUAAAAGGAGAACUGGAAGAAAGGGUGGAAGGUGGACAGAAGCGAAGAGAUAAGGCAAAGAAAGGGGAGGUUAUAGUUGUGGAUGGAGAUCAUGUCUUGGAAAAUGGAACAGAGGGUGAUGUGAUGGGUAGAAAGGAGGCGGGUGUGACGGACAGAGAUGGAGAUGAUAAUGAGAGAAAGAGGAAUAGAGAUGGUGCAGAAAAGACACAGCCAGGUAGAAUAAUAGAUGACACUGGGGAUGGUAGAACAGCAAAAAGAAAUGGCGGUGAGUUAAAGACAAUACAGGUUGAAGUGGCAAAGUUAGGAGAGGAUUGUGAUGUGACAAUGAUGAGCCAAACUCACCACAGUAAAUCUCCCAGUUCAGUUCAUAUGUUUCCGAACAGACUGACAGACAUCCCAGAGGAAACAACCACAUGCUUUUGCUUCAAGGGUAUAAGAGGGAGAGGGGGAAAGAGGAGUGAACAUGACAAAGGGAAGAAAGGGAAAUUGGAGAAGAGCAGAAAAGGUGAAAGGAAGACUAUGUUAGGAGGGCAGAGUAGAAAAGAGAAAAAUAAGGAAAAGGCAAAUAGAAAAAAAAAUUGAAAAGAGAAGAGAGGAGGAAAUAAAGAAAAGCUCAAAGAGAGAAUAGAGGAGAAAAAGAAGAACCCAGUGGGAAAGAGAAAAGGUUACCUUUAAGUUUAAAAUUAUACUAAUAAAUAGAAUUGAAUGAAAAUCAUGAGAAUGGUUCUAUCUCAAAAAUUAAGUAAUGAACUUUGAUGGUAUUCUCAAUUGAACCAAACAAGGAUUAGUGAGACAGCUGUGAUAAAUUGCUCUUCUAAUUUUGCCAGACUGACAUGGCUUGGCAUUGUGCUUGUGUAUAUAGAUUCAAACAGAGCUAUAGUGGGCACCGGUUGUGAUAAUGAAAUAAUGGUAAUGGCAUUAACUUCGGAUCUGAAUAAUGUAAGGAAUCAUUUUUGUAAUUCAUACAUUUAAUAGAAUUUCAAACUGGA